AUCAACCGCCGGAAAGUGGAGGAGAUGGCCAGCCGUAGACAGCGGAGGAAGAUCGGCGAGAAGAAGAAGAGGAGAAAGACCAGAGCGGCUACGAUAAAGAAGAAGAUCGUCAACAAGUCCUCUGCGCCAGCGCCGCAAGGUUUGUGCGCUUCUCUCUCUCUCUUUCUUACGCAGGUUUUGCUUACUAACUGGAGUACAAGGUUAAUAAAGAAGAAGAGGACAAACAAUACGUACGCAGGACGCAGAAACCGGCGGCAGGAGGGAACGGCGCCGGCCAAGGAGCAGCACGACAAGAAACACGCUGAGCGCCGCUGCCGUGAGAAGAGGACAUGCGACUUUUGCGGAGUAGGCAGAAUCCACGACAACGAUCACUUCUGCCCCUACAACUACAUCCACGGGCCUUUCAGCCUCACAACAUGCAGAGAGCGGUGCCCUCCGGGGAGGCACCCGCUCUUGCUGGCCUCCGCCUCCGGCUCAGCUGGGAGCCAACACCAGCUGCGCCGAGUCGUGCGCGUGACCAACGUGCCGCUGAGCAUGAUCCCCGGCGAGCAUGAAUUGCACGGGCUCUUCAAGCGGUUCGGGCCGCUUGUCAUGUGCGACUUAACGAGCUCGAGGAGCCAUGACCCCGUGGGAUUCGGGUGGGUCGCGUUCGAGAGCCGUGAGCACGCGGAGGAGGCCAUCGGCAAGCUCAAGGGCCACCUCGUCGGUGACCUCAGGCUCCGAGUUGACUGGGUAUACCCACGCUGAGAUGUUUGAGAAAUACUAGCAAAAGGGCCCGUGUGUUGCAACGGGAGAUUUUUUUUUUAUAAUCUCCAAUGGCCAUGACCACAUUUUGCUGCAUCAGCAAGAUACAGUAUCACUCUCAAUUUCGAGAAAUCAUGACAUUUUCUUAAACUCAUGCACAUAUUUGAAAUAGUAAAUAUUUUUUAAA
Molecule: messenger RNA, 931 nt
Organism: Triticum aestivum (bread wheat)
Lineage: Eukaryota; Viridiplantae; Streptophyta; Magnoliopsida; Poales; Poaceae
Product: eukaryotic translation initiation factor 3 subunit G-like
Exons: 3
Coding region: 25-747 (240 amino acids)
Molecular function (GO): RNA binding
Source: RefSeq, a predicted model, not a curated record